AACUACGAGGCAAGCUGUCGGGGAAUAUUGAUCUGGUCAAAGCAAUAAGUUUACAAAAUGUCCGGUUUGCUACUCGCACUGCCUCUCCAACUUGCGUGCCAGCUGUAUAGUUCUGGUAAUUUGAGCUACGGGAAUUAUAGUCUUGAUUACACGUCAGCGCCAAAUCAACCCGCCGUUCUACCAGAGGGCUAUACUGCGUUUCCAGAUGUCGGAGUAGCCUACAAGCUCUACAAUAAUAGAGUCACGUGGAACACGGGAAGAAAACUAUGUGCCGCCGAGGGUGGAAACUUGGCUGUUAUCGACUCGUUCAGGAAGAACGAGUACGUUGCAAGCAUGAAAGGACUUGGUGCACAUGUGGGUAUUCAUCGAUUGUUCGACACUGUCGAAUGGGUCAGCGUUAAGACUGGUGAACCGUUGACUUUCAUACCAUGGAGACCAGACUUGGGAUCUGGGAAUUGUGCGGCAAUAUAUAGUGAUGGAAAGGGAAUAGGCCCUUGGAAUUGCGCCAGUGUAUUACCGGUCUUGUGUGAGAUUCCAAUGUUCACUCAGCGCACAAAUGAGACAGAGAUUUCCCAGAAGCAAAUACUCGCGUUAGUCCGCAAUAAUUAACACCACGAGAACACACCUAUUUUUUCGAUCAUGGAGAAUACUCGACCGAAUACUGGAGUCAAAACGACCCUGUUCCAUUUUUGAUGCAUUACCAUUGCAAAUUUACGAGUGCGAUUCACCCGAAAAAAUUCAGGAGUA
Messenger RNA from Diprion similis, 747 nucleotides. RefSeq names its product lymphocyte antigen 75-like. The record is from RefSeq and is a predicted model, not a curated record. The transcript has 3 exons. NCBI's taxonomy places the organism in Eukaryota, Metazoa, Arthropoda, Insecta, Hymenoptera, Diprionidae. Bases 58 to 609 code for a protein of 183 amino acids.